ACGAGGCAGACUGGAGAUCUUUUUGCACACACACACACGUUUGGAUUGUUGUUAUAAACUUUUCCCUGCUCUGAUUUUUGCACUUGAACGUUUCCGUCACUGCAAGACAAUCUGCACGUGGAAAUAAUCUGAAAACGAGAUGAAAUAGUCCCUGGGUAUCUCCUCUCUGUAGACCUCUAGUACAGUUGAUCUAAAGCUAUGGAGCAAACAAAGACGAGGAGUAAAAACUGCAAAGGCCAACCCUCUCCAGAACAGAUAGCAUCAAGUAAUCCUCCAGCACAGCGCCCCCUGCUGGUGAACCCCCCUCCCCCUGAAGUGUCCAACCCCCACAAGCCCGGGCGCCGCACCAAUCAGCUCCAGUACAUGAACAACGUGGUGGUCAAGUCCCUGUGGAAGCACCCGUUUGCAUGGCCCUUUCACAAACCAGUGGAUGCAGUAACUCUUGGGCUACAUGACUAUCAUGAGACAAUCACCUCUCCUAUGGAUUUGGGCACCAUAAAGAAGCGACUAGAAAAUAACUAUUACUGGAACUCUGCUGAGUGCAUGCAAGACAUCAACACCAUGUUCACAAAUUGUUACAUUUACAACAAGCCCACAGAUGACAUCGUCCUGAUGGCUCUGGCUUUGGAGAAGAUUUUCUUAAGCAAAGUGGCUCAGAUGCCUGCGGGAGAAAUGGAGCUAAAUCCUAAUAAAGUCAAGGCUAGAAAAGGCAGCCAAGACGGAAAUGGACCAAAAUCUUCCCCAAAACCCAUCAUCAAAAAAAAACCCUAUAAAAGGAAAGAUGAAUUGGACCUUUUGGCCACAGACGCUUACCUGCCCGAAGGGAAGAAGAAGAGGGAGAGUAUGGAGCGGGCCGCAGCGGAAGAUGCCCAGCUGAGAGGGCAUCUGAGUGACCAGCUCCAGUACUGCGAGGACAUUCUGAAGGAGCUGCUGUCUAAGAAGCACUCUGCCUACGCCUGGCCCUUCCACUCCCCUGUGGACGCUCAGGCACUGAAACUGCACGAUUAUCACGACAUCAUCAAGUACCCCAUGGACCUCGGCACUAUCAAGCAAAAGAUGGACGCCCGGCAGUACCCCGACGCACAGGCCUUUGCUGCAGAUGUCCGUUUAAUCUUCUCCAACUGUUACAAGUACAACCCUCCCACUCACGAUGUGGUGGCUAAGGCGCGGAAACUGCAGGGGGUAUUCGAGCAGAGGUUUGCCAAAAUGCCCGAAGAACCUGUCGACUCCGUUUCCACCGUCAGCACUUUAAAUCCCAGAACUUUGGAGCGAUGCGUCUCCUCAGAUGAACAGACCAACAGAGUGGCCGAGCUGCAGGAACAGCUCAAAGCCGUUAACAACCAGCUUUCUGCACUUUCAGAAGGUCCUACCAGCAAAGCUAAACAGAAAAUAGAAAAGGACAAAACCAGUCAACUUUUAAGGACCAGCACAGAUGAGGACUUAGACUCCCUGCCCAUGACGUACGAGGAGAAGCACAAGCUGAGCCUGGACAUAAAUCGCUUACCCGGGCUGAAACUGGGGCGUGUGGUGCAGAUCAUCCAGAAGAGGGAGCCCUCGCUGGGGCAGGCCAACCCUGACGAGUUCGAGAUCGAUUUCGAGAGCCUCCAGCCCUCCACGCUGCGUAAACUCCAGAGAUACGUACGCCGCUGCCUCUGUAAGAAGUUCAAGAAGUACCGGAGAAAUAGUUGGAAUUGUGCCGCCGUCUCUGCUCCAGAAGAAUGCAGCGAGCCGUCCCCUCAGCCCCCCUCCAGCAACAGCUCCUCGGACUCCUCCAGUGAAGACUCCUGCUCUGAGAUGUCCGACAUGUGAGCUCCGCCAUAUAAUCUCUCAAUGUUUACAGAUGUUAUUUUUAUACUUAUAACUAAAUAAAUAACUUUGGUUUUCAAUGGA
Periophthalmus magnuspinnatus is the source of this 1890-nucleotide messenger RNA. Its product is annotated as bromodomain-containing protein 3-like. Gene Ontology annotation, biological process: chromatin remodeling; regulation of DNA-templated transcription. NCBI's taxonomy places the organism in Eukaryota, Metazoa, Chordata, Actinopteri, Gobiiformes, Gobiidae. The coding region runs from base 199 to 1809 and encodes 536 amino acids. The record is from RefSeq and is a predicted model, not a curated record. The transcript has 11 exons. Gene Ontology annotation, cellular component: nucleus; chromatin.